Messenger RNA from Plasmodium fragile, 1632 nucleotides. RefSeq lists its product as uncharacterized. NCBI's taxonomy places the organism in Eukaryota, Apicomplexa, Aconoidasida, Haemosporida, Plasmodiidae. The record is from RefSeq and is a predicted model, not a curated record. The transcript has a single exon. Bases 1 to 1632 code for a protein of 543 amino acids.
AUGGUGAAGGUAAACGCGGGCGAAGGCGAGGAAAAUGCGCGGAAGGGAAUCUGCAAAAAGGGUAUAGAGAAAAAGUACGAGAGAAGCAGAAUGGCAGUGGAGGGCAGCAAGAAGUUGUCGGCCAGGAAGAAGUUUGGGCAAGACAAGGAUUUGAGCGCUCUACGAGAGUCGCAGGGUGGAAUUGGCGGCGUGAUAGGUGGCGUCAUAGGCGGUGAAAUGGUCAGCGAAAUGGUUAGCGAAAUGGGAGGCCGCUUGGACAGUCGCGUGGAAAGCGGCGAACUCAGGCGAAGCGCAGACCUGGGAAGCAGCCUGCAGGCAGAUCAACUGCAGGGACGCUCUCGGGACGGACAAGAAAGCAAGCAUGGUGACCAAAUGAACUACGAAGUGGUGCGGAACAUCAGUAGAAACCUGAAUCGCCAACUGAGCAGAGGUGUGGGGGAUGAGUGUGUGAAGAAUUUGGUGACACAAGUCAGUUACAGCCACCUGUUCACACUCUUAAAAAAUAUAUUAACGUACCUGCCAUUUUCUAUUAACGACUACCUAAUAGGGACGUUAGAACUAAAAGAAAUAAUUGAUAGCAAAUACAACACGUGCUUCCAGUUAUACAAGAAAGAAGAACUCAUGAGCCACAUCUACGAAAAUGAGUCAAAAAACCUUGUAGAUAAUAAGGUCUUUAAUUUAUUUUGGAGGUACAAAAUAAUGCAAAAUAAAAAGGGACCUCUCAACCACCUGCAUGUACUCAAUUUUCAAGAAGGUGGAAAAGAACCCAAUUUGGAAAACAUUUUAAUUGAGAAGUCUCGAAUUUUUAUGUACAAAAUACAUUCCUUUAUUGAAGGGAGAGAUUUAAACCUUUCAUACAUAUACGAAAUUUGCCAUGGGCUUGGAUACAAAACAGAGACCUUCCUUUUGUCUGUUUUUAUAUUCGACUCGUACAUGCAUAGUAUUAACAAAAUGACGGAGAAAAACCAUUACAGGAAAAUUAAGCUGUUAGUGAUUAUAUGCUCUAUUUUGCUAGCACUGAUAAAGACCCAAGUGUUUAACGGUACCAGUAUCAUGUACCUAAAUGACAUUCUGUACCUUGUGAAUAAACUUAGACACGACAAAGUAAAUUACACGUGUAUUGAAAUUGCGAACAAGCAAAUGGAAAUUAUUAAAUUUCUUCCACUUAAUUAUAAUAAUUAUUGGACCUACUCAGAGCUGACUUAUGUUUAUUUAAUUAAUUUAAAAAGCUGUUCGAAGAAAUAUCCCGCGAUUAAAAUUUACUACAUUUUCCUGGAACACUUUGGCUUUCUGUAUUUCCUGUAUGAUGUCAUUUACGCCUACUCCAUGUAUAUCACGGCGGUCGGUUCGUACAAGGUCAUUCCUGCGAGCAGAGUUGUCGCCACAAUAAUUUUGUAUUUCACCAACGCGUUUUACAACAGGAUGAGCAACAGCUUGCUUUUCCAGGAGAACUUUUGUCAGGAAGUCUUCCACCUACCCUUUGCCAACGAUUUGUUCAUGUGGUCCUACCUGCUGCUGAACAACUUUAUUUACUUUUUCGAACACUGUGUCCUUCCGAACAAGCACUACUCUUCCAUUUACUCCAUUUUUUACGAGACAGGCCGUAUGCUCAAUAUCCACACGGUUUUUUGA